Molecule: messenger RNA, 246 nt
Organism: Knipowitschia caucasica
Lineage: Eukaryota; Metazoa; Chordata; Actinopteri; Gobiiformes; Gobiidae
Source: the annotation of a GenBank genome assembly
AUGGUGUCAAGAUGGUCCACAACUCAGGAGCAAACAUCCGCUGUGUCUGAUGAAGAGUCAGAUGAUGAAGAGUCAGAUGAUGAAGACCUGCAGAUAGUAACUCCAACUUGUACUGUGAGUGCGAUUCCUAAUGAGGGAUAUGAGAGCAGACGUGAGGACAAAACAGGACAAAAGACUGAGGAAGAGGAGGAGGAGGAGGAAGAGGAGGAGGAGAAGGAGGAGGAGGAAGAGGAGGAGGAGGUUUAA